This is a messenger RNA of Durusdinium trenchii, 365 nucleotides long. The record is from the annotation of a GenBank genome assembly. NCBI's taxonomy places the organism in Eukaryota, Dinophyceae, Suessiales, Symbiodiniaceae.
ACUCUUGCCAAGGCUUUUCAGGGCUGGAGCAAGUUCAUGGGAUUGCAGACGGGGAAGCUCCGUCACCUGGCGCAUCCGCUGAACGGCCGCGUGACCUUGAGCUUCGCAGCUUGCAACAUGGCCUUGAUUCUCACCACCUUCCCUUUCACAGAGGCCUUGUUUGUGACCCUGGCGGGUGGCUUCCUGCUGCUGACGUUCCUCGCUGUGGUGAUUGCUGGACCCGCAGGGAAGUCCGUGGCAUCAGCGAGGGAGCCGGAUGGUGACUUGGCGGACCUUCAGGCUGGUUCGACUGCAAUGCCGCUCUUGCAGUGAGAUGCAUCCAGCUGUCGCGCUCAAAACACGGCGUGAGUGGCAGAUCGGAACAG